GAUCGCCUCCUGCAACGGGAUGGAAAUAGCAAGGAUAGCAAGAGCGUGUGAGAAAGACCAGGCCGGGAGAAAGAGGGCAGCUUCUGGUCGUCUUUAAGUGCUGCCGAUGGCUAAUUAACCUACUCACCCUUUCAGAUUUACCUCCCCAAAUAGCAGGGCUUUCCAAGAUAAUCUCUCCCACUCUCCACCCCUCCUGUUUCCAUCCCCUCUUUGCAUCCUCGGCCUUUGAGGACUUCUAGACCUCCGACCAGAUUAAGAGGCUGUAAUUGGCUUGGGAUGGUCUCCCACCUCCAGGCCUGCUUUGCAUGGUGUCCGUGCUUAUAGAGGAAGGAGGAGGCAGCCAGGGCCAGUCCUUCAGCCACCCCGGCAGGAGACGGUGGCUCCGGAGGCUCCCUGCAUCACCCGGCCAGGCAGGAUGGGAAACGACAGCAGCCGCAUCCUGGGUGACCUGCAGACACUGGAGAUCCACCACUGGUACAAGAAGUUCAUGACCGAGUGUCCCUCCGGGCAGCUGACCGAACACGAAUUCAAGCAGUUUUUUGGGCUCCGGGGGCUGGAUCCCGAAGCCAGUCAGUACAUUGAGCAGAUGUUCCACACCUUUGACAUGAACAAGGAUGGCUACAUCGACUUCAUGGAGUACGUGGCCGCGCUCAGCCUGGUCCUGCGGGGCAAGAUGGAGCAGAAGCUGCGCUGGUACUUCAAGCUUUACGACGUGGACGGGAACGGCUGCAUCGACCGCCACGAGCUGCUCAGCAUCAUUCAGGCGAUCCGAGCCAUCAACGGCUGUGACCACGAGACGAGCGCCGAGGAAUUCACCAACCGCGUCUUCAGCAGGAUCGACGUUAACGGCGAUGGCGAGCUCUCGCUGGAGGAGUUUGUCGAAGGCGCGAGGAGGGACGACGAGUUCAUGGAGGUGAUGAUGAAGAGCCUGGACCUGGAGCACAUUGUGGGCAUGAUCCAGCGCCGGCGGCGCAGCAGCGUCUAGAGGUCGGCAGCGCCGGGCGGAUCCUGUGGGCAGCAUGGAGGCAGCGGCGCACGCCAUGGGGCGGGACACCA
This is a messenger RNA of Varanus komodoensis (Komodo dragon), 1056 nucleotides long. RefSeq names its product guanylyl cyclase-activating protein 1-like. The record is from RefSeq and is a predicted model, not a curated record. The transcript has 4 exons. Gene Ontology annotation, molecular function: calcium ion binding; calcium sensitive guanylate cyclase activator activity. Lineage: Eukaryota; Metazoa; Chordata; Lepidosauria; Squamata; Varanidae. Bases 416 to 985 code for a protein of 189 amino acids.